AACCCCUGUCACGCGGUGUGGCCAACCAUAUACAAUGACACGAACCCGUCAUCAGCACGAUGAAUCGACCCACUUUUCUUUUUCUCUCUCUCUUUUUUUUUUUAUUUUUUUAUUUUUUUAUUUUUUAUCAAUUUACCAAAAAAUUUGUAAAUCAUUUUUAAGCUUGUGCUAAGUACCACUAACACGACAUGUGGGCGUACACGACAUAUGACCGGUGCCCAUAUUUACAUGAAGAAUCGAAGAUUAUACUCUCGCCGAACACUCUCUCAAGUCUCACACUUCUUGCUCUGUCUCUGCUUUCUUCAAUUCGAAGCUAAUUAAUCAAAUUUAAUUAUUCUGAUUAUAUAAUAAUUGAAAUUUGAUGGAGGGUGGGAAUUGACAAAUCAGGAAAUGGGCGAUUGUGGGAUGGAAGAUUACAAGAAUCGUGUCGACGUAGUGUUGUCACAUGUCAAUAGGAUAGAGCAAAAAGUUCAUGAGAUUGAGCAAUUCUACUUUAACAGCAGUAAAAAGCAAGCUAACAGCUCGAAAGGUGGCUUGGCUUCCAGAGACAAAGACAAGGAUAAAGAGAGGCAUGUUGCUCUCACAAAAAAGCAGCAGCAGGAUGCAACAAGCAAGGAAACAGAUGCCACAAAGAGAAUGCAGGAGCUGAUAUGUCAUUUUGGCAAAAUAUUACAUGAGAUCACUAAACACCCGUGCGCAUGGCCUUUUAUGGAGCCUGUAGAUGUUAAAGGCCUUGGUUUGGAUGAUUACUAUGAGAUUAUUGAAAAACCUAUGGAUUUCAGUACGAUAAAGAAACAAAUGGAAGCUAAGGACGGUAGUGGCUAUAGACAUGUACGGGAGAUAUGUGCAGAUGUGAGGUUGGUUUUCAAGAAUGCAAUGAAAUAUAAUGGUGAAAAGAAUGAAUACCAUGUCAUGGCAAAAACUUUGCUGGCAAAGUUUGAAGAAAAGUGGCUACAAUUUUUGCCUAAAGUUGCAGAAGAGGAAAAAAGGCGAGAAGAAGAGGAAGCUCAUGUACAGCUUAGUCUGCAGCUAGCUCGAGAGGCUACUUAUGCCAAAAUGGCAAGGGAUGUCAGCAAUGAGCUUUUCGAGGCAGACUUUCACCUUGAUGGUCUUAGGGAACAGCUGGUUCAAAAGUGCAGGAAAAUGUCAACCGAAGAAAAAAGGCUGCUUGGCACAGCUCUCACAAGGCUAUCCACUGAUGAUCUCAGUAGAGCUCUAGAGAUUGUUUCCCAGAGCAAUCCUGGGUUUUUAGCAAAUGCUGAGGAGGUGGACCUUGAUAUUGAUGCUCAGAGUGAAUCCACACUAUGGAGGCUAAAAUUCUUUGUAAGAGACGCGCUGCAAUCUCAAGGCAGCUUGGGUGGCAACAACAAUAACGACAACAAUGAAAACAAUAACAACAAUGUCAAUAGUAUUAAUAAUAACAAUUCAAAACGAAGAAGGGAGACCUGUGAUGCCCUUGCCAAGACUGCCAAAAAGCGUAAAAAGGUAGCAUCGUGAUUGUUAGAAUAAUGUCCAAUAGAUGAACUAUGGUCUAUAUGAUCUGCAACUGUAUAGUACUAUCUUGAAGGAAAUAUGAUUACUGUUUUCUUUAUAUAAUAUUUUAAAAUAAUUAUUAUUCCCUC
Molecule: messenger RNA, 1622 nt
Organism: Chenopodium quinoa (quinoa)
Lineage: Eukaryota; Viridiplantae; Streptophyta; Magnoliopsida; Caryophyllales; Amaranthaceae
Product: transcription factor GTE1-like
Exons: 9
Coding region: 391-1497 (368 amino acids)
Molecular function (GO): protein binding
Source: RefSeq, a predicted model, not a curated record